Messenger RNA from Entelurus aequoreus (snake pipefish), 4293 nucleotides. RefSeq names its product protein kinase C beta type-like. Gene Ontology annotation, biological process: protein phosphorylation. NCBI's taxonomy places the organism in Eukaryota, Metazoa, Chordata, Actinopteri, Syngnathiformes, Syngnathidae. The coding region runs from base 179 to 1825 and encodes 548 amino acids. Gene Ontology annotation, molecular function: zinc ion binding; ATP binding; diacylglycerol-dependent serine/threonine kinase activity. The transcript has 15 exons. The record is from RefSeq and is a predicted model, not a curated record.
CUGUUUUGUGGUGCACAAACGCUGCCAUGAGUUUGUCACCUUCUCCUGUCCGGGAGCUGACAAAGGACCAGCCUCAGAUGAUCCGAGGGCCAAGCACAAGUUCAAGAUCCACACCUACUCCAGUCCCACCUUCUGUGACCACUGUGGCUCUCUGCUGUACGGCUUGAUCCACCAGGGCAUGAGAUGUGACCAUUGCAUGAUGAACAUUCAUAAACGAUGUGUGGCUAACGUGCCUAGCCUGUGUGGGACAGACCACACUGAGAGGAGAGGUCGCAUCUACAUCACUGCUGAGAUCAAGACCAACGUGCUCACUGUCACCAUUAAAGAGGCCAGGAACCUGGUCCCCAUGGACCCCAACGGCCUGUCGGACCCCUACGUCAAGCUGAAACUGAUUCCAGACCCUCGCAGUGAAAGUAAACAGAAGACCAAGACCAUCAAAUGCUGCCUCAACCCCGUCUGGAAUGAGACCUUUAAAUUCCACCUGAAGGAGUGCGACAAGGACCGCCGUCUGUCCGUGGAGGCGUGGGACUGGGACCUGACCAGCCGCAACGACUUCAUGGGGUCGCUGUCCUUUGGCAUCUCGGAGCUGCAGAAGCAAGGCGUGGACGGAUGGUUCAAGAUGCUGUCGCAGGAAGAAGGCGAGUACUUCAACGUUCCUGUUCCUCCUGAGGGGGAGGAGGGCGACGAGGAGCUGCGGCAGAAGUUUGAGAGAGCCAAGAUCGGGCCGAGCAAGAAUACUGAAGGGAAAUCGGCCAACGCGGCUCGCUUCGACUCCAACGGUAACCAAGACCGCAUGAAACUGUCCGACUUCAACUUCCUGAUGGUGCUGGGGAAAGGCAGCUUUGGCAAGGUGAUGCUGGCAGAGCGUAAAGGAACGGAGGAUUUGUACGCUGUGAAGAUCCUGAAGAAGGACGUGGUGAUCCAGGACGACGAUGUGGAAUGUACCAUGGUGGAGAAGAGGGUCUUGGCGCUCUCUGGGAAACCUCCCUUCCUGACUCAGCUGCACUCCACCUUCCAGACCAUGGACCGCCUAUACUUCGUCAUGGAGUACAUCAACGGUGGUGAUCUCAUGUAUCAGAUCCAGCAGGUGGGCAAGUUCAAGGAGCCUCAUGCAGUCUUCUACGCCGCAGAGAUCGCCAUCGGGUUGUUCUUCCUGCAUGUAAAGGGCAUCAUCUACAGAGACCUGAAGCUGGACAACGUGAUGCUGGACUGCGAGGGACACAUCAAGAUAGCGGACUUUGGAAUGUGUAAAGAGAACAUGAGCGAUGGAGUCACCACCAAGACCUUCUGUGGAACACCUGACUACAUCGCUCCAGAAAUUAUUGCUUACCAGCCUUAUGGGAAGUCUGUGGACUGGUGGGCCUUUGGAGUGCUGCUCUAUGAAAUGCUGGCUGGACAGCCUCCAUUCGACGGUGAGGACGAGGACGAGUUAUUCCAGUCCAUCAUGGAGCAUCAUGUCUCCUACCCCAAGUCCAUGUCCAAGGAGGCCGUGGCCAUCUGCAAAGGGUUGAUGACCAAGCAUCCCGCCAAGCGACUGGGCUGCGGUCCCGAGGGCGAGCGAGACAUCCGGGACCACAGCUUCUUCCGCUACAUGGACUGGGAGAAGGUGGAGAACAAGGAGGUGCAGCCGCCCUUCAAACCCAAAGCUUGUGGGCGGGAUGCUGAGAACUUUGACCGUUUUUUCACCCGCCACCCGCCGGUGCUGACCCCUCCCGACGAGGAAGUGAUUCAGAACCUGGACCAGGACGAGUUCCAAGGAUUCUCUUUUAUCAACCCAGAGUUCCCUGGAAGCGCCGCCGCCAACCCUGCCGCCGAGCAGGCUUGAUUGAACGUGCACGGACGCUACACACACGCACACACACACACUCACACACACACACACACACACAUUUCUUGUUCACACUGCUGCAAUCUGCCUCUUCUCUAAUCAUAAAAACUACAUAUUUGUUUUGCAUGCAACAAAAGAAGAUUUGACAAUAUUGAACCAAAAUGGCGGCCACAGAGCGGAGUAGUUUAUGGAUUAAACCAGGGGUGUCCAAACUUUUCCCACUCAGGAAAAAUUAAAGCAUGUGGGGGUCCAUUUUGUAUCUUUUUCAUAGAUUGUGUCUAACCUGUAGGGCUCCCCUUAAGUUAGGUCCCGGGGACCCGGAAGGGCCUCAGUCAUAAAAAUGUUGAAAAAUAAGUCAUACAUAAGAAAUUAAAAAAUGUGAUGUAUUUUAUUUUUUUGUAUUUUAUCCCCUUUUUGUGAAAGAAGAUCUUGAAAAUAUGCAAUAUUGUCCCCAAAAAAAUUAUUUCAAAGUGUAAUAUUUAAUUUGAAGUAAUUUUAAUUGAUCAAUAAUUCAUAACAACCCUGAUUUUAUUUCAUUAUUGUUUUUUUAGCUUGACAGGUUUUUGAAAAAAUAAAAUCCCACAAAAAGUUUUGCGGAUCCAGGUUUCCACUCAUAAAAGUGUUAAAAAUGAGUCAUAAAUGCAUUUUUUUGUUAUUAUUAUUAUUAUUAUUAUUAUUAUUAUUAUUAUUAUUAUUAUAAACACUCUCGAUCAACUUUACAUACAUUGCUUAGAAGUUUUUAUUAUAAUUUCAUAUUUUUGGUUUGUUUGUUGUUAUUGGGCCCUUUUUUAAAAUACAAUUGUGUUUGUUGUAUGGGAAACACACAAAAUAUGCAAUGUUUUCCCCAAAAAAAUUAUUUCAAAGUGGAAUAUUUAAUUUGAAGUAAUUUUAAUAGAUCAAUAAUUCAUAACAACCCUGAUUUUAAUUCAUUAUUAUUUUUUGAACAUGACAGUUUUUGGAAAAAAAAUAAAAUCCCACUAAAAUUAUUGGGGAUCCAAAAGUUUCCACUCAUAAAAGUGUUAAAAAUAAGUCUUUAAUGUAUUUUUUUUUUUUUAAACACUCUAUCAACGUCACAUCUAUCUGUCGAUUAUACGUUUUUAUUAUAAUUUAAUAUUUUUUGGUUUGUUUGUUGGUAUUAUGCACUUUGUUUUAAAUAAAAUUAUGUUUGUUGUAUGGCAAACAUACAAAAUAUGCAAUAUUUUCCCCCAAAAAAAUAUUUCAAAGUGUAAUGUUUAAUUUGAAGUAAUUAAUAGAUCAAUAAUUCAUAACAACCCUGACUAUUAAUAUCGUUAUUACUUUUUGAACAUGACAGGUUUAAAAAAAAAAAAAAAAUGUCUUAUAAACAUCUCUGCAUGCCUCCAUGCUCUGAUGUCACCUUUUCAAAGACUUACGCAGAUCAUAAAUACAGAAAAACAGCUGCCCAUAGGUAAGACAAGUUGCUUUUGGUCCACUUGAGGUCAUCAGAAACCUCCAUCCGGUUCCUGUUAAUCUCCACGCAUUGUUUGUUGUGUGCAAAAAAAAUUAACAAUCUACUAAUUAGCAUAUUUAUUUAUGGUUGGUUGUGCAGAACAUGCAGUGUGAGCAACAUUUCUGGUCCAAUCAACCAACAAAAACAACAUUUGUGGUCAAAACACCAACAACAACACACACAAAACAGUAAAUAGCAUUGCAGUUAUUUUUUGGGGAAUUUCUCUCCUUGGCUCUUCCAGCACGCUCUGCGUUUGGCUUGCAGUUCUUUAAAGCGUGGCAAGAAACCUUCUUGUUUGUUUGUUUCUUCUUCUCUUCUACAUUGGAAUGCCUGACCUUCUUGUGCAUGACUCUCUAGACUGGCCAGAUGUCAAUAAGUUGGACUGCUGGCUGUGUCUCGCCGUCAUGGCAGAUGUUUGUGUGACGGUGAGAUGCAGCACACGUUAGUUAGCCAGAGAGACUACUAGCAUGUGCAGUCAAUCACUGGCACAACUCCGCUAACACACACAAAUGGUUUUACUCACGCCCGACGAUUCGCAAUUCAAAAAACAAAAAGACAAUGUUCUUAAAUCAAACGAUGUAUAAGUAAAAAAUGUUUUUGGUUUUUUUCUGCAUGUUUAAAAAAAUAUUAUUCAAUUAAAAGCGAUUUGCAAGUGUAAAAAAGGUUGUAUUCGAUUAAGUAAUUGUUUUGCAGGUUUAAAAACAAUUUUCUUUAAUAAAAAAAAAUAUUUUGCAAUAUAAACAAUUUUUUCUUAAAUAAAAAAAUAUUUUGCAAAUAUAAAAACAAGUUUCUUCAAAAACAACAAUCAUUCACAAGUAUAAAAACAAGUUUUCCUUAAUUAAAAAAAAUAUUUUGCAAGUAUAAAAACAAUGUUCUUCAAGAAAAAAAUGUUUUGCAAUUAUAUUUUCUUAAAUAAAAAAAAUAUCUUGCAAGUAUAAAAACAAGUGUCUUCGAGAAAAAUUGUUUUUGCAAGUAUUAAAACAAUUUUCUUCAAUAA